AUGACGGAUCUGAAGGGCGAAGAAAGUGCAGAAAGUGUUGAAGAGCCGGAAGAGGUGGAAAUCACGGGAAUUCACAGGGAGAAAUUCAGGAAGCUCGUGAAUCGUGUUGUGAUGUUCAAUAUAUGGCAAAAUGUAACCGCCAAGGAUUCACUGACGGCAAGGAAUUUGGAUGUGAAGAUGAGACUCAGCGGACCGCGAGCGUUUCUCAUCCAGAGAGACUGUGAUAUCCUCCAAAUCCCACCGCAAAAGAGGACAAAGGAGCAGAAUGGACUCAUUUCCAAGAUUCUCAACAGGAUUGUCUGCCUCAGGAGAUUCUCUAAAGAUAUUCGGGAAAAUCUCGCUCAUAUUAUAUACUACAACAGCUAUGGCAAAGGCAGAACAGUGGUGAAGGAAGGACACGAAGCUACAGGACUUUAUUUCCUCAUCAACGGUGAGAUUACAGUCCACAAGAGGCUCUGGGACAAUGAAAAGCUCACCUUCAGGAAUCAAGCUGUCCAGGCUCUCAGUUCUGGUGAGAUGUUCGGCGAGGUUGGCCUGCUCUUCGAUACGGAGCGUCUCGUCACGUGCGAAACGGCGACCACUUGUGAGUUGUUCUUCGUGACGAGACAAGACUUCGAGGUGCAUCUCCGGACGAUUCUGCAGGAGCAAUGGGAUCAGAAGAAGGAGAUCCUGGACCGUCCAGUCUUUCGUGAAUACUUCCAGAACUUCUCAGACAAGCAGAUUCGCGAAGCUUGUGUGCUAUCAAAGUUGCACAAGUAUGAGCGCGAUGAGAUUGUCUUCCGGGAGGACAAUGGACUCAAGAGCUUCGUGUAUUUCCUCCUGGCCGGGCAGUGUUCCAUCAUUCAGUGUCUCAAAGUUGAUCACUCGCGCAAGCGACCAAGAUUAAUUCCACUCGACAUUAGCGAGAGGCGAAAGUCAGUGAACAUCCUCGACAAGUUGAAGGAUCUGCAGGUGAAGAAGGAGUCUGUGAUUGAGGAGGAUUUUCCCCCUGAAGAGAUUUCCCCGUCAAAUCCAGCGUCUGCCUUCAAUUACUUCGUCGUCGUGGGCGCUUUCAAGACGGGCGCAAUCUUCGGCUUGGGCGAGGAGAUGAACCAUCGCAGUGUUGUGGCCAAGCGCCUGACAGAGUGUCUCCUCCUACCCAGAUACUGGCUCAUGCAGAAGGAGCAGAACAUCGGGAAUAUCUGGAGUCGCACGAAGAUCUAUCUCAAUCUCACGCUACCCUCGCGCGAAGCCACUUUCGAGGAGUUCCUGCGCAAGAGACGCUGGAAGCGCUACAAGAGAGAUCGCAUGAGGGAAUAUCUGGAGACGAAGAGUGACUCCCAGAUCACUGCCCGCCUGGAGGAUGUUCCAAUUCUCUGUCGCAUCGAGAAUGGCUUCUAAAGCCAAUCCCACCGAACGACUUCUUCUUAGUCAAUUUAUUUAGAGUAUAUUUUUCUUGUUUUUUUUUUGUACAGAGAAAUAACAAUUUUCUUAAUGAGUUUUUCCUUUUAACAUUUAAAAACUAUUUUUCAUGGUUGGUAGAUUGUAAGGCAGUCGAUUCUUUUACUGUGUUUUUUGAGUCAUUUGAAUAAAUCAUUGCUCUUGAAACAACAUCUCAUUUAAAUAUCUCUAAUUAGCUCUCAUUCUUCCAGCAUCU
Phlebotomus argentipes is the source of this 1636-nucleotide messenger RNA. RefSeq names its product cyclic nucleotide-binding domain-containing protein 2-like. The record is from RefSeq and is a predicted model, not a curated record. The coding region runs from base 1 to 1380 and encodes 459 amino acids. The transcript has 6 exons. Lineage: Eukaryota; Metazoa; Arthropoda; Insecta; Diptera; Psychodidae.